Molecule: messenger RNA, 1119 nt
Organism: Pistacia vera
Lineage: Eukaryota; Viridiplantae; Streptophyta; Magnoliopsida; Sapindales; Anacardiaceae
Product: basic leucine zipper 24-like
Exons: 1
Coding region: 112-912 (266 amino acids)
Biological process (GO): regulation of transcription by RNA polymerase II; DNA-templated transcription
Molecular function (GO): RNA polymerase II cis-regulatory region sequence-specific DNA binding; DNA-binding transcription factor activity, RNA polymerase II-specific
Source: RefSeq, a predicted model, not a curated record
GGUUCUAUAGAACAUUAAUUAGUUUAGUCUUACAUAGAGAUUAUUGCCUUGUUGGAGUAGUCGUGUGAAGAUAAUUGGGUGUUUCAGGUAAGUUCAUUCACUUUUGUUGUUAUGCAUAAACACAUGGAUAAUGGAGAGGUAGAGCUUUCAGAUAAAGCUCUAAUGCCAAAUACAGAUAAUUCUGCUUCUGUAGACUUAUUUCUCGAUGAAUUGUUGAAGACCACUAGAACAUGUACUCACACUCACACUUGCAACCCACCUGGUCCUGAUCUGGCGGUUCAUACGCAUACAUGCUACCAUACACACACUCGAGUUAUUCCAUCUGAAGAAGAUCACGAUCACGAUCACGAUCACUCGAAUGAUGGGGAGCAUUCUAGUUUAAAACCAAGAAGGCCAAAGGGUAACAGAGAAGCUGUUCGAAAGUAUAGGGAGAAAAAGAAGGCCCACACAGCUUAUUUAGAAGAGGAAGUCAAGAAAUUGCGCUUGUUGAACCAACAACUAGUCAGGAAAUUGCAGGGGCAAGCAAUUCUUGAAGCUGAGGUUGCGAGGUUGAGAGGCCUUUUGGCACACCUUAAAGCAAAAAUUGAUGAUGAGUUGGGUAUUUUCCCAUUCCAAAAGCAGUGUGAUACCUCUACUGUCUGGAAGGAAGAUGAUUGUGGUGUGCUGUCUACUGGUGGAACAAUUGGCCUUCGGUGUCAGAGUGAUCUACCAUGCUUUGAUCCACAAGCAGGGCCAUCGUCACACGCUGAUAUUGGUGGAAAUGGGAAAAUGGUAGCAUCACGGGAAGGAAAUUGCCAUCCUGCCAUUAUAGAUUGUCAAGCAAACAGACAUGAUCAUAUAAUGAAUGCUGAUCAAGGACAGACUUUGGACGCGGUUGAAGCAAUGGUAUCAUCUGCAUCUCAAGCUGAAUAACCAAAGUGAAAGAUUUUGUAAGAUUAUCUUCCAUCCACUAAUGUCAAUAAUUUACCUGAGUCAGGAAUACAGGAGUAGCUUAACUGUUGUAGAUACUAAAAUGCUGAUAUAGAUAUCCAAAUGUUGUCACUGUAAAUCUAUACAUAUUGUGCAUUGUGCAGAACAGCUUUAGCUCAAUAGAAACUUUGUGCUUGAGGACAGAACUUU